GAAAACAGCAUUGGGAUUUGUCCUAAUCUGAGAAGUAAAACAUAUUUGGCCGAAAGAUGGAACUGACUUUGGAUGAGCCACAUUACGCCACCUUCUUCUGCGUGUUGGGCGCCGUGUCGGCGAUUGUGUUUUCCACUUUGGGUGCUGCCUAUGGAACCGCCAAGUCCUCAGUUGGAAUCGCUUCGAUGUCCAUCAAGCAUCCGCAGCUGAUCAUGAAGGCGAUUGUGCCAGUGGUCAUGGCUGGCAUCAUAGCCAUUUAUGGCUUGGUGAUUGCUGUCCUGCUGGCUGGAUCGCUCAACAGACAUUAUAGCGCGUACAAGGGAUUCCUGAACCUCAGUGCUGGUCUGGCUGUGGGUGUCUCUGGGAUGGCGGCUGGCAUUGCUAUUGGCGUGAUAGGCGAAGCUGGAGUCCGGGCAUCUGCCCAACAGCCCAAACUCUUUGUGGCCAUUAUUCUAAUACUGAUCUUUGCCGAGGUCUUGGGACUGUAUGGUCUCAUUGUGGCCAUCUACUUGUUUACAAAGUGAUCUGAAGAUGUGUAAAUAAAAAUGCUUUGUCUCAUCUUUUAA
This is a messenger RNA of Drosophila biarmipes, 566 nucleotides long. It is a transcript of the gene Vha16-4, whose product is annotated as V-type proton ATPase 16 kDa proteolipid subunit c. NCBI's taxonomy places the organism in Eukaryota, Metazoa, Arthropoda, Insecta, Diptera, Drosophilidae. Gene Ontology annotation, biological process: proton transmembrane transport. Gene Ontology annotation, cellular component: proton-transporting V-type ATPase, V0 domain. The record is from RefSeq and is a predicted model, not a curated record. The coding region runs from base 57 to 524 and encodes 155 amino acids. The transcript has a single exon. Gene Ontology annotation, molecular function: proton-transporting ATPase activity, rotational mechanism.